CAAGUCGCGUAUAAACUCCGCAGCAAUAUGGGACGGCAGCCUUCUAGUUUAAGCUGUCAUACUUGCAGAAAACGCCGAAUCAAAUGUGACGCCAAGAAGCCCGUAUGUAGCCAAUGCGAAAAGUCAAGAUAUGAAUGCCUUGGAUACGAUCCCAUGCUUCGACUCGAAAACUUUGGAGUUGGCGUGGGAACACAACCGGGCCGCCAGAGAUUGGUCAAAAUAAGCCAAUUCAAUUCUUAUCCAGUCAACGCCCCAACCAAGACUCAUGAUACUAUUUCGUCACAUGGCCGUACCAAGUGUCGCAAACAGAAAGGCCGGGGCCAACAGACAGCUGAUAACUCUGCCAAUUUAACGACGGACUCAACGACUACAGAGACGGAAGACCCAAGACUGACGCUGUCACAUCGCCUAGCAAGUUGGCCUAUCCAACCAAGCCUAGAGCCGUUCACCGACAAUGUUACUUUCUCCUACUUUUUUGAUGCCUACAGCUGGAUUAACGUACACAGCAUUCUCCUCCAAGAUACACCGAUGCGUCAGCAUCUCGCUCAGCAAAGCGACGAACUUUGCUAUGAUAGCCUUCGCGCUCUGACAUAUGGAAUAUUUGGUCAAGAUCACCAAGUAGACGGUUUGAAAAGAACAGCUCGCCGCAUCUACGGCAAAGUUCUACAGCAACUGCAGUCGAAGCUUGGUACCGCAUCGAAAUCGGAACUAGCUUCCCUCAUUAAACCCAUAUCUAUUAUGGGAUCUUAUGCAAUUACCGUUGAGUCUGAUCUUCGCUUCGUACACCAUCAAGGGCUGGCUCGUAUUCUUGAAUUCUGUGGUGCUGAAUAUUUUCAAGACUCAAAAAUAUUGCCAGUGUUUGAAUCUUGCAGAUUCACAAUUAUUGCAAAUGCGCUCGUUCAGAGAAAAAACACCCUCAUCAGUGAAGAGAGAUGGAAGUCAGUACCAUGGGCGCUACGCCCCGACGUGAAGACACAUACGAGCAAACUGCUCGAUAUUAUAUCCGACUUUCCUGGAGUCAUCCAGAAGAUGGACAAGAUUCUAAACGAACGUUCUCAAUGGGUCGCAGGUGAUACAAGUAUAAUUCGAGAGGAGACACCAAACUCUAUACCUGAUUUACAGAAGCAACUGGAGUCUAUUUACUUGGACCUACUCGCGUGGCGAUAUCACUGGUUUCAUGAUAAUUAUCCUGUCGCACAAGAAAUCGUGGACUGGGCGCUCUUCAGAGUCAGUGAUGAAUCACAUCGACCAGGCAUUUAUACUCCAGACGUUUAUGGGCUAAACAUGGGCACGGCUGCCAGCCUAGACGUUCCUUUUGGACUAAAGGCUUCUACUAACAAAGAACCUGAAGCAAACGCUAAAACAUUUGCUUUGAUGCAAGAAGCUACGCUGUAUUUAACGGGCCUUAUUUGGGUGGAACGUAUGCGAAAAAAUCUUGCCGGUGCUGCUCGAGCUUCAGAUGCUAUUGACUUUUACAAUGCAUCGUUUUUCUCAACAUGCCGCUGUUAUUAUGACAAUCUUGGACCGUCUAGGCAGCUUUGCCAGGUAUACCCAGAGCCCAACGAGAAUAUGGAAACAGCGGCAUCUUGGAAUAUUUACACCGCCAAAAUAUCCGAAUCGCCGAUUAGGUCGUUAAGCUACGACGAUAGCAAGGCUUCUCCCAUUACCACAAUUCACAAUUCUUACCCAAAUCCUUUAGCUAUCAGCAAUGGAAUGAUGCUUAUUCCCGGCGACGGUCGCUUCGUGGGUCAGUUGCGAGUACUAAGCUGGCUAGUUAAACAGUUACCCAACAGCAGAGCUUAUGUUUUAGGCACGCUUGCGGCAAUGGGAUUGAGCCACUGUGUUCACGACGUUCGUCCGUCAGAAGGGAACGAGGAUAUUGCAGAGACUAUUCGUGAAACUAUGAAGAAAACGAGAUAUGGAGAUGCAGCGAAUAUCCUGUUAAAACAGUAUCGGUAGUAGAUCUACUCUACCGAUUACAUUAAGCAGAGCCAGGGGUAUAUGGACAUUAUAAAGUCGCUGUUUCAUCAUGUGUUAUUCUCUAUAUUCGAAAUGGCUUGCAGAGACGAUAUCCUUUUAUUACAGGAACGUAUUACAUGUAUUCAUGGUUGCACUCAUGUCUCGGCUGAAACGUGCUGUUACCUAGGACUGGCCUCUCCUGACAUGCUGGGCUCCAAUAUUUCGGUAUCCAUAACGAAUAAAGCCCUCUCUCUGGCG
Messenger RNA from Trichoderma asperellum CBS 433.97, 2217 nucleotides. RefSeq lists its product as uncharacterized. Gene Ontology annotation, molecular function: DNA-binding transcription factor activity, RNA polymerase II-specific; zinc ion binding. NCBI's taxonomy places the organism in Eukaryota, Fungi, Ascomycota, Sordariomycetes, Hypocreales, Hypocreaceae. Gene Ontology annotation, biological process: regulation of DNA-templated transcription. The record is from RefSeq and is a predicted model, not a curated record.